CAGGACCUCUGAGAGCCUUUAGUUUACUUUGUGAGUCCCCUUCGAAGAAUCAGGUUCAGUCUUCCUUUGGUCUCCCAGAAAUCUACCCCGGAUCUGAGAUCAAGCCGAGCCCUCGACUUGCUUGCCGACUCCAGUGCCAUGGAUGUGAGUCUCUUGGACCUGCCAGAUGCUUCGCAGGUUCCCGGAAAGACUCGCCUUCGGGGCAGGGGCCCGGCCGUGCGUCGGCAGCGAGAGUUCACGCCGGAGGAGAAGAAGGACAGGGUUUACUGGGAGAAGCGGAGAAAGAACAACGAAGCGGCCAAGAGGUCCCGGGAGAAACGCAGGCUCAACGACGUGGCCGUGGAGGGCAGGCUGGCCGCGCUGCUGGAGGAGAACGCGCUGCUCCGCGCAGAGCUGCGGGCCCUCAAGCUGCGCUUCGGCCUCCUGCCGCCCCUCCGUGGCCCCCGGACCUUGCCUCUGCGGGCUCUGCUGUGGGAGCCGCCCUGGCCCCGAGACCCCCGCUCUGAGGCCGAACCGCUCUCGACCCUGCCUGGCUCCCACGGCUGCCUCGUGACACCGUGUUCUCUGAAUCCUGGGAUCCCGGGGUGCCGAGGCUGCCUGCUGGCUCAGGGGUGGACGGGUCUUGCCGCUUGCCCCAGAUUCCCCCAGGAGCCUGCUGCUCCCACCCCCAAGGGAACGGACACGCACCUGCAGGCGGCUCUCCCAGCUGCCUUCUUCCGCUGUCACCUCUUGGACGGGCACGUGGGGCCCAGGCUGGAGCUGGAGCCUGGCUGGGGGCUGUGGUCACCCGUGCACUCUGGGUGCCAGGCCUCGGCACCCUCCGAUGUGAUGCUGACGCCCUCCGGAGAUGCCACAGGGGUUUCUCCUGGGGCGACCUGCCCUACUCCGGGGAACGGUCCCGAGGGGGUAGCUCAGCCCUCCCUACCACACAAACUGUGCAUCAAGUCCCAAGCUCUGGGCGGAGUGUGUUGA
This is a messenger RNA of Fukomys damarensis (Damara mole-rat), 972 nucleotides long. RefSeq names its product NFIL3 like basic leucine zipper (gene Nfilz). Gene Ontology annotation, biological process: circadian rhythm; regulation of DNA-templated transcription. Gene Ontology annotation, molecular function: DNA-binding transcription factor activity; DNA binding. Lineage: Eukaryota; Metazoa; Chordata; Mammalia; Rodentia; Bathyergidae. Gene Ontology annotation, cellular component: nucleus. The record is from RefSeq and is a predicted model, not a curated record. The transcript is spliced from 3 exons. Bases 139 to 972 code for a protein of 277 amino acids.